AUGGAUUACUCCAAGAGCCGUUAUUCCUUCCAAAACACAUCGUCGAUCCGGUCUUCGCCAUGGUCUGUCUCCCAAUCACGGCGACUGGCAUAUGAAAUAGGCACCAAGGCCAGGUCAAAGAUUCAGAAAGAAGCGGCCAAGACUGUCCCUCAGCUCCAUAGGCUCGUCUGCCAUGCGGCAGUGUAUGACAAUGCCACGAAAUUCAUCCUGGAUCACAUGCAUGACUACAGUCCCGAAAUCGAUCACUCUGAGUUGGCGACAAUCGAAGAAGUAGAAGACGUGGAAGAAGACGUUACUCUUUAUGACAUUGUCGACAUUGUGCCCGAGGAUGAACACGACCCCGAGCCAUCACAUGCGUCGCUGGAACUCCCUCACAAUGCCUCUUUCAAUGGCUACGCACAGCUCAAAUCACCCCGGCUCUGUGGUGUCGUGGUGACCACCACUCUGGUGGGCGCAAGAGACAGCCACUGGGAAGAAACAGAGAGCGACUCCAGCACCGAAUCCGACGAGGACUACGACUCUGACAACGAGUAUGACUACCAUGGCUAUGACGGCUACAUGGAGUCAGGCUACACAUACGGCCAGUAUGAGAGACGCUCAGACUUGCACUACGCACGCAGCUGCUCAAAACAGUUCGCCGACUCGACACCUACAUACAACCACAGCAACGAUGACCACCUGCUUUGGGCUCAGCAACCGAGAGUCUGGUCCCAGCAACAAGAGGCCCACCUGUUCGUGGAAGCCUUCGGCUGA
Molecule: messenger RNA, 753 nt
Organism: Cladophialophora psammophila CBS 110553
Lineage: Eukaryota; Fungi; Ascomycota; Eurotiomycetes; Chaetothyriales; Herpotrichiellaceae
Exons: 1
Coding region: 1-753 (250 amino acids)
Source: RefSeq, a predicted model, not a curated record